AUGAAUGUGAUAUUGAGUAUAGACCAAAGUACCCAGUCCACGAAGCUGAUUUUUUUUGAUGAAAAGUUGAAUGUGCUGCAUAUGAACAGCCUGAACCACGAACAAAAAUGCUUCAAGCCAGGAUGGUACGAACAUGACCCAAUCGAAAUAAUUAAUAAUUUGUACACACUCAUGAAUGAUGGUUUGAAGACUCUUAAGGAAAAACACAAAGAGGUAGUAAUAAAAUGUAUAGGAAUUACAAACCAAAGAGAAACGGUUAUCAUAUGGGAUAAGCUUACAGGAAAGCCCUUGUACAAUGCCAUCGUGUGGCUGGAUACUCGAGUAGAAGAUACCGUUGCUGAAUUUUCAAAGAAAUAUAAUAAUGAUUAUUUUCAGAAGAAAACGGGAACCUAUUUUAAUACCUAUUUUAGUGCGUUUAAAAUUUUAUGGCUAAUUCAGAACAAGCCAGAAAUUAAGAAGAAGGUAGAGGAAGGAUCUGUCAUAAUCGGUAAUAUAAACACUUGGCUGAUAUAUAAUUUGACGAAUGGGAAUAGCUACACAGAUGUCACGAAUGCAUCUAGGACUCUUUUGAUGAAUAUCAACACGUUAGAGUGGGAUGAAGAAUUGUGUAAAAUGUUUGGUAUUACAAAUAUGUCCGUUCUUCCAGAAAUCAAAUCUAACAGUUUCAAUUUUGGGUCCGUAAUAUGUGAACAAGUGCCUGAGUAUGCAGGGGUACCAAUUACUGGAUGUAUUGGAGACCAACAGAGUGCAUGUAUAGGACAAGCUAUUUUUGAUGAAGGAGAAGCUAAGUGUACCUAUGGGUACAAAGUGGUGUAUUCUUCAUGUGGUUUAAUUACAACGGUUUGCUACAAAUUUAAUGAAAAUGAUAAAGCGAAAUAUGCUUUGGAGGGUUCCAUAGGUACAGCUGGUUCAGGGGUGUCAUGGUUAGUGAAGAAUAAUUUAAUUUCUCAUCCUAGUGAAGCUAGCUAUAUCAUGGAAAACUGUGAAGAUACUGGAGGGGUCGUGUUCGUGCCAGCUUUUAGUGGUUUGUAUGCCCCUAGGUGGAGAUCAGAUGCCAGGGCAUGUAUAACGGGUAUGACAUUCAACACAGAGAGGAAACACAUCGUUCGUUCCCUCCUAGAAGGCAUCGUUUUUCAGCUGAACGAAAUUGUGUACUCCCUGCUCUCAGACAUGGGCAUAGAAAUGCUCCACGUUUUACGCUGCGAUGGUGGAAUGACCAAAAAUAAGGCAUUCAUGCAGUUCAACUCGGAUAUUAUAAAAACAAAAAUCGAAGUGUCAAAGUAUUCAGAAGUAACUGCACUAGGGGCUGCCGUGCUGGCUGGUCUAGGGGUCAAAAUAUGGGAAAAUUUAGAUUCCGUUAAAAGUUUAAUACGGAAUAGCGAUUCUACGUUUAAUUCUAAAAUGGAUGAAAAGAAUAGAAAGAAGAAAAUUUCCGAGUGGGGCAAGGCAGUCGAGAGGUCACUCCUGCAGAUGUAG
This is a messenger RNA of Plasmodium cynomolgi strain B, 1476 nucleotides long. Its product is annotated as glycerol kinase. Gene Ontology annotation, molecular function: glycerol kinase activity. The transcript has 2 exons. Gene Ontology annotation, cellular component: mitochondrion. Gene Ontology annotation, biological process: glycerol metabolic process; glycerol-3-phosphate biosynthetic process; triglyceride metabolic process. Lineage: Eukaryota; Apicomplexa; Aconoidasida; Haemosporida; Plasmodiidae. The record is from RefSeq and is a predicted model, not a curated record. The coding region runs from base 1 to 1476 and encodes 491 amino acids.